This is a messenger RNA of Pungitius pungitius (ninespine stickleback), 605 nucleotides long. It is a transcript of the gene acyp1, whose product is annotated as acylphosphatase 1, erythrocyte (common) type. The transcript is spliced from 3 exons. The record is from RefSeq and is a predicted model, not a curated record. NCBI's taxonomy places the organism in Eukaryota, Metazoa, Chordata, Actinopteri, Perciformes, Gasterosteidae. Gene Ontology annotation, molecular function: acylphosphatase activity. Bases 137 to 433 code for a protein of 98 amino acids.
CUGUGUACGAGCUCAUGACUUAAGCAGUUUUCUUUCAGGUUGCUUUGUUGUUGUGAAACCCAAGUCCUUCACACCAAAUACUGAAUGUUAUCAGUAUCAUCGCUAAGAAGAAGAAAAAGCAUCAAAAAGGUACAUUAUGAGCAAAGAAGACCUCGUUUCAGUGGAGUAUGAAAUUUUUGGCAGAGUGCAAGGCGUGUUUUUUCGGAAAUACACUCAAGCAGAGGGGAGGAAGCUUGGCCUAGUGGGAUGGGUCCAGAACACAGACGCAGGAACUGUUCAGGGGCAGCUUCAAGGCCCACGAAGCCACGUGAAGGAAAUGCAAGAGUGGCUAAAAUCCACCGGGAGCCCCAAGUCCCGCAUAAGCAAGGCGGAGUUCAAAAACGAGAAAGCGGUUGAUAGCCUAGAACACUUAUCUUUUAACAUAGUAAGAUAAAAAUAAAGUAUAGAUUGUACCUAUAAAUAUUAACUUUGAUGCAGAUAUACUAUUUAUUUAGUUUAUUUUAUUAGUUGGAAUGAGGCUCAAGCAAUGAAAUGAAUGAAAGGAUGUGUUUAUCUUCCUCCAUAACAUCUAUAUAAUAGUAUAAUAAAAAUAGAAUUCCUUCCAA